Messenger RNA from Rotaria sp. Silwood1, 573 nucleotides. The record is from the annotation of a GenBank genome assembly. NCBI's taxonomy places the organism in Eukaryota, Metazoa, Rotifera, Eurotatoria, Philodinida, Philodinidae.
AUGAAAUCUCUGAAACAAUACUUUGAACGACAAUGGAAAGUAAAAUAUGGUUCUUCAAAUCAAUGGUUUAUUUUAUUUUUAAAAGAAUAUAAUGAUGCCGUCAAUUAUGAUUCUGUUCUGAAUCGUACAGCUGAAUAUGGAAAUAAAUACUUGAAAGAUUGCCCAAUCUUAUCAAUUGUUUUGCAACUUCUAUUUGAAGGUAUUGAUGAUAAAUGUUGUAAUGAAACAAAUGUAUUCAAUGAUCUAUGGUGUACAAUAACCAAUAAUGGUUUAAAAUCUAUAGAAAAGUUUUCUGAUAAUAAAAAGCGAUCGGUGUUAUUUCAAGCGUUACGCGAAUAUUAUCGUCCAAAAUUAUUUGAAUUAUUAGAAAAAAGUCAAGUCAGAGACAGAGACAAUUUGUAUGAAUUAGCAUUAGAUAAUGUUGCUGAAUAUGGUUGGUUACAAGGUUUACAAGCAGUUCAAAAUAAAAUAAUACCGAUAUAUUUUAAAAUAUUACUGGCGAAUAUUCCUCUGUCUGACAAUACAUCCGGAAAGCAAGGUAAACUUGAUUUGAUUGAAUGUCUUGUUUGUUGA